Messenger RNA from Coffea arabica (coffee), 1788 nucleotides. The record is from RefSeq and is a predicted model, not a curated record. NCBI's taxonomy places the organism in Eukaryota, Viridiplantae, Streptophyta, Magnoliopsida, Gentianales, Rubiaceae.
AUGAUACUGAGAAAUAGCAAGGAAGUAGAGGGGUCAAAGGCCACGAACCUAAAGAGUAAAAGUGAAGAAGAGAUCGAAAAGGAGAUUGACGAAGAAGGGCGCAUUCGCGAAGACCCUAAGGCGAUUGGUGUUAAAAGUGGUAUUUUGGGGAGAAUUUUCAGAAGACUUUUCAUCUUAGGUCUUCGUCUGCUCUCUGAUGAUGAAAGUUGGGAGUUGUUGCAACUGAAGAUAUUCGAUGGAGGCUGUCCCAAUGAACUGUUGAAAGCUGGAAUGGAAAUUGCUAAAAACUGUCGUGGAUUACCUCUUUCAGUUGUUACAAUAGCUGGUCUGUUGGAAAGAACAGAAAAGCAACAGGCUUCUUGGAAAAGCAUUCUAGAAAGUUUAAGCGCGCGGUUAAUUGAUGAUCCACAGACCCAGUGCAUGGAUAUCAUACAGCUGAGCUACAUGCAUUUACCUAAUUAUCUAAAAGCAUGCUUACUUUACUUUGGGUCAUUUCUGGAGGAUGAAGAUAUUCCAGUAAGCAAACUGAUCAGGCUAUGGAUAGCAGAAGGUUUCAUUAGGCAAACUGUUGUAUGUAGCUUAGAAAAUCUUGCUGAGAAUUAUUUGACAGACUUAAUUGGUAGAAGCAUGAUUGCAGUUGCCAAAAAAGGACCGAAGGGAAGGGUCAAAUCAUGUUGUCUUCAUGACAUGAUACGUGAUUUCUGCUUGUCAAAAGCCAAAGAAGAGAACUUUUUCCAGGUAAUCACUAGGUAUGAUGAACCAUUCACCUCUUUUGAUGACUUUGACUGUGGAGCUGAUUUUAUUGACCAUUAUCCUCCAAAGCCUACCUCUGACAUCUCAUUCAUCCCUCACCACUUCAAACUUCUCAGGGUAUUGGAUUUGGAAUGCAUCAACAUGGGCAUAUCCUUUCCCCCUGGAAUCGAACUAUUGGUUCAGUUGAGAUAUUUAGCUGUUAGUGGGGAUAUAGACUUCAUCCCACCAUCAAUAUCCAAUCUCCGGAAAUUAGAAUCUUUCAUUGUGAAGGGGUUGAAAGGAAAGGUUGUAUUGCCAGAUUCGAUAUGGUCCAUGGAGAGGUUAAGGCACCUUCAUGUGAAUACUCAUGUUGAUUUCAACUUUCAAGAUGACAAGCCUGGCAAUUCGUUGAAGUUGGUGAACUUAGUCUCCUUUUCCUUGCCAUCAAUUGCUCGCGGCAAAGCUGCAAAUAUGAUAUUGAGGAGGAUGCCCAACCUCAGCAAAUUCGAAUGCAUAUAUCUGGAAUCAUGGGAUGCUUAUACAAAUUACAACAGGUUUCGGGUGUUAGACCUUCUAAUUCAUCUGGAGUCACUGAAGAUACUUUAUGUUGGUCGGGCACUUAAUCCUGGUGAACUUAAUCUCCCCUGGAACCUGAAGAAGUUGACUUUAUCAAGUUUUCGCCUACCGUGGACGCAUAUUUCAGCUAUUGGAAGACUACCAAACCUUGAAGUCCUCAAAUUAGUUUCCAGAGCAUUUGAGGGUCCAAGGUGGGAUAUGAGGGAAGUGGAGUUCCUUGGACUCAAGUACUUGAAAUUGGACAGUCUGAACAUUGUCCAGUGGAAUGCAUCAAGUGAUCACCUUCCCAAUCUCCAGCAACUACACUUGCAAAACUGUAAGGACGUUGAGGAAGUUCCACUAGCUUUUGCAGAUAUUAAUACAUUGCAGAUGAUUGAAGUGCAAUCCUGUGGGCUAACUACAGAAGAGUCAGUUAAAAGGAUUGGUAAUGAAUGCAUGGAGGGGCUCAAGAUCAUUAUCAAUAACAAGAUUCAUCUCUGA